GGUUGGGGGCUCCGCUCCUCGGCGAGAGUCACCGGAGCCCCGGCCACGAAGGGGUGCGACCCCCCACUGGCCCCGCCCUCCCGGCUGAAGCCCGGCCAAUCAGAGCUGCUCUUACUGGCGAGUGGGCCGAGCCGGCCCAGCUGCUCUGAGGCUCUGGCAUGUCGGUUCCCGAUUCUGGUCCCCGGCCCCCAGCAGCGCCUGCCCCCUUCCCACCGGGGCCCCCCAUGAUGCCACCACCCUUCAUGCCCCCUCCAGGGAUCCCGCCUCCUUUUCCUCCAAUGGGGCUCCCUCCCAUGAGUCAGAGGCCACCAGCCAUCCCCCCCGUGCCACCUGGCAUACUGCCCCCAAUGCUUCCACCAAUGGGGGCACCACCACCACUUACACAGAUACCAGGGAUGGUUCCUCCAAUGAUGCCAGGGAUGCUGAUGCCAGCUGUGCCCGUCACUGCAGCGACGGCUCCGGGUGCGGACACCGCCAGCUCUGCUGUGGCUGGGACAGGCCCUCCGAGGGCCUUAUGGAGCGAGCAUGUGGCCCCUGAUGGGCGCAUCUACUACUACAAUGCUGAUGACAAGCAGUCCGUGUGGGAGAAGCCCAGCGUGCUCAAGUCCAAGGCAGAGCUGCUGCUCUCCCAGUGUCCUUGGAAAGAGUACAAAUCAGACACAGGAAAGCCUUACUACUACAACAACCAGAGUCAGGAGUCCCGUUGGACCCGGCCCAAGGACCUGGAUGACCUGGAAGCCCUUGUCAAACAAGAGUCUGCAGGAAAACAGCAGACCCAGCAGCUGCAGACACUACAGCCACAACCACCUCAGCCACAGCCUGACCCUCCACCUAUACCUCCGGGUCCCAUCCCCGUGCCCAUGGCCCUCCUGGAACCUGAGCCAGGUCCAAGUGAAGAUUGUGAUGUGUUGGAAGCUGCCCAGCCCUUGGAGCAAGGGUUCGUGCAGCGGGAGGAGGACCCCAGCAGUUCUACUGGACAGCAUCGGCCACCACAGGAAGAGGAGGAAGCUAAGCCGGAACCAGAGAGAUCUGGCCUCAGUUGGAGCAACCGGGAGAAGGCAAAGCAGGCGUUCAAAGAGCUGCUAAGGGACAAGGCUGUCCCUUCCAAUGCUUCAUGGGAACAGGCUAUGAAGAUGGUAGUCACUGACCCCCGUUACAGUGCCUUGCCCAAGUUGAGCGAGAAGAAGCAGGCAUUUAAUGCUUACAAGGCCCAGCGGGAGAAAGAGGAGAAAGAGGAGGCCCGGCUGAGGGCCAAGGAGGCCAAGCAGACCCUGCAGCAUUUCCUGGAGCAGCAUGAACGCAUGACCUCCACCACCCGCUACCGGCGGGCAGAACAGACCUUUGGAGACUUGGAGGUCUGGGCUGUGGUCCCUGAGAGGGAUCGAAAAGAAGUUUAUGAUGAUGUCCUCUUCUUCCUGGCCAAGAAGGAGAAGGAACAAGCCAAACAGCUUCGGCGCCGAAAUAUCCAGGCCCUGAAGAGCAUCCUGGACGGGAUGAGCAGUGUCAACUUCCAGACCACAUGGUCGCAGGCUCAGCAGUACCUCAUGGACAACCCCAGCUUUGCUCAGGACCAGCAGCUGCAGAACAUGGACAAGGAAGAUGCCCUGAUCUGCUUUGAGGAGCACAUCCGAGCUCUGGAGAGAGAAGAAGAGGAAGAGCGGGAGCGGGCCCGGCUUCGGGAGCGGCGCCAGCAACGCAAGAAUCGGGAGGCCUUUCAGACCUUCCUGGACGAGCUGCAUGAAACAGGGCAGCUACAUUCCAUGUCCACCUGGAUGGAGCUAUACCCAGCAGUCAGCACUGACGUCCGCUUUGCCAACAUGCUGGGCCAGCCGGGCUCUACGCCUCUGGACUUGUUCAAGUUCUAUGUGGAGGAGUUGAAGGCUCGAUUUCAUGACGAGAAGAAGAUCAUAAAGGACAUUCUCAAGGACCGGGGCUUCUGUGUGGAGGUGAACACAGCCUUUGAGGACUUCGCCCACGUCAUAAGCUUUGACAAGAGGGCUGCUGCGCUGGACGCAGGCAACAUCAAGCUGACCUUCAAUAGUCUGCUGGAGAAGGCAGAGGCACGAGAGAGGGAACGGGAAAAGGAGGAGGCCCGAAGGAUGCGGCGCAGAGAAGCUGCCUUUCGAAGCAUGCUGAGGCAGGCCGUGCCUGCUCUGGAGCUGGGCACUGCCUGGGAAGAGGUCCGUGAGCGCUUUGUGUGCGACUCAGCCUUUGAGCAGAUCACCCUGGAGUCGGAGCGGAUCCGGCUCUUCCGAGAGUUCCUGCAGGUGCUGGAGCAGACUGAAUGCCAGCACCUCCACACCAAAGGCCGGAAGCACGGUAGAAAGGGCAAGAAGCACCAUCGCAAGCGCUCUCACUCCCCCUCAGGCUCUGAGUCAGAUGAAGAGGAGCUGCCCCCACCAUCCCUCCGGCCGCCCAAGCGGAGGCGGCGGAACCCCUCAGAGUCUGGCUCUGAGCCCUCAUCCUCAGUUGAUUCAGUUGAAAGUGGGGGUGCUGCCCUUGGAGGACCAGGCUCCCCAUCCUCCCACCUUCUCCUUGGGUCAGAUCAUGGUCUUCGGAAAGCCAAGAAACCAAAAAAGAAAACUAAGAAAAGAAGGCACAAGUCAAACAGUCCUGACAGUGAGACAGACCCCGAGGAGAAAGCUGGCAAGGAGAGUGAAGACAGAGAGCAGGGGCAGGACAAGGACAGGGAGCCCCGGCAGGCAGAGCUCCCUAACCGCUCCCCAGGCUUUGGCAUCAAGAAGGAGAAGACAGGCUGGGACACAUCGGAAAGCGAGCUGAGUGAGGGGGAGCUGGAGAGGCGGAGGCGGACACUCCUACAACAGCUGGACGACCACCAAUGACCCCACGAGCUACUUUCUGCCUUGGGACUUCGUGAGCCGGGGCUCCAGGGUCCUCACCAUCUGCCUCAGACUCCUUCGUCUGUCUGGUCUGUGUCCACUUUUCCUAAAGUAACCCACCCCAACACACUACUGCUAGCGCCUCACAAGGCUGCUCUCGGUGUCGAAGGGUCCCUAGUUCUCAGACAACUAGUGCAGUCCUUGCCCUCAGCCCGACCAGAGGUGGGCAGUCUAUACCACACGGGUGGGGGAUGCCAGUAGACAAAGUGUGAGAAGGGGGUCUCCAGAUGAGCCAGGCUGGUGGCCACCCCCUGGGCGGCAGAGGGCAGUGUCCUCACCCUUUAGCAUCAGUGCCUGCUCUUGCCUGACCUGGCCCUGGGGCUCCAUCAUUGCUUCCUCUAUCCCUGGGACCCGAUGUAUGUGUUCUGUUUUUGUUUUUUAAAUAAUAUUUAUAACAUGAUCUACAACCACUUUGUCCUCUUCAUAUACUACCCACUGGGGACCAGCAGAGGGCACUACUGUCAUGACAUGUUGGACUCAGCCAGGCUUGCCCUACCCUCCAGGCUCAUCACUCUGAAAUGGAGGCACACACUACCCCCUCUCACAUCCUCAUGGCCACCCGAACUGAAAGAAAACAGUCUGCUGCGAAAGACUUUGUUGAGAGGGCUGAGGUUUAUGUACACAGAGAGGAAACGGUACAUGUACAAAAA
Acomys russatus (golden spiny mouse) is the source of this 3550-nucleotide messenger RNA. RefSeq names its product pre-mRNA processing factor 40 homolog B (gene Prpf40b). Gene Ontology annotation, biological process: mRNA cis splicing, via spliceosome. The coding region runs from base 159 to 2843 and encodes 894 amino acids. Gene Ontology annotation, molecular function: RNA binding; protein binding. NCBI's taxonomy places the organism in Eukaryota, Metazoa, Chordata, Mammalia, Rodentia, Muridae. The record is from RefSeq and is a predicted model, not a curated record. Gene Ontology annotation, cellular component: U2-type prespliceosome; U1 snRNP. The transcript has 26 exons.